This is a messenger RNA of Pelobates cultripes (western spadefoot toad), 2328 nucleotides long. NCBI's taxonomy places the organism in Eukaryota, Metazoa, Chordata, Amphibia, Anura, Pelobatidae. The record is from the annotation of a GenBank genome assembly.
AUGAGAAAAGACUCUGUUAUUGCUAAUAUUGCAAACGAUCUUGAAUUAGAUAUUAAGCAGCUAUCAUUUAGAAAAUUUUGCAUUGUUUCUCAUGUGUCUGAGAAAUAUUUUUUAGUGAAUUUACAAAAUGGGAAUUUAUGCAUUAAAAACAGAAUUGAUAGAGAGUCACUGUGUGGAAGAGCAGCUCCCUGCUUACUAACCUUUGAUGCAGUGGUUGAAAACCCUUUAAAGGUUGUUCCUGUCACCAUUGAAAUUCAGGAUAUUAAUGAUAAUUCUCCACAAUUUUAUCAUGAAACUAUUGCUUUAGAAAUUAUUGAAUUUACUUUACCAGGAACACAUUUUAUUUUACAAAAUGCAGAAGAUCCAGAUAUUGGGAUUAAUUCUGUUCAAACAUACAAACUCAGUGAUAAUCAACAUUUUACACUGAGUGAAAAGACCAGCAAUGAUGGCAGUAAAAUUCCAGAACUUGUUUUAGUGAAACCUUUGGAUCGGGAGACACAAAACAUUCAUGAAUUAAUUCUAACAGCACUGGAUGGAGGAAAUCCUAUUAGAUCUGGAACUGCUCUCAUCAAGCUUAUAAUUACUGAUGCCAAUGAUAAUUUUCCAAUAUUUACCCAGGAAGUAUAUGAAGUAAGCAUAAAUGAAAAUGCUCCAAUCAACACAACACUGCUCCAUGUUACUGCAACUGAUCAAGAUGAAGGUCCUAAUGCACAUAUCACAUUUUCUUUUAGAAAAACAUCUGAUAAUGACAUUUCUACUGCUAUGUUUAAUAUUAAUGCUACAAGUGGAGAAAUAAAAACAAAUAGAAAAUUGGACUUUGAAGAAGUACAAAAAUAUGAAUUGUUUGUACAAGCUAAGGAUGGCGGGGGGUUUGUGGCCCGUACUAAGGUCUUAAUAGAAAUAAUAGAUGAAAAUGAUAAUGCCCCAGAGAUAUCCAUUUCCUCAUUAUCUUCUUCUAUACCUGAGGAUUCCCCACCAGGAGCACUUAUAGCACUUAUUAUAGUUCAUGAUAAAGAUUCAGGAGAAAAUGGAGAAGUUGAAUGCCAUAUCACUGAGAAACUUCCUUUUCAGUUAAUAUUGUCAUCUAGCAAAUAUUACAAAAUUGUUACAACUAAAGCUAUGGACAGAGAGAAAGAAUCAUUUUAUAAUAUCACAGUUCAGGCUUCAGAUAGGGGAUCUCCUCCACUUUCCACUACAAAAACUAUCAGGUUGGAUAUAUCAGAUAUUAAUGACAAUCCUCCGGUAUUCGCAAAGUCUGCUUAUGUUGUUUAUGUUCCAGAAAACAAUUUACCAGGAGCCUCUAUUUACAGUAUACAUGCUUUAGAUUUUGACAUUGAAGAGAAUGCCAAAAUUAUUUAUUCAAUUUCAAGCACAAAUACAGAAGAUAUCCCAGUGUCCUCUUAUCUCUCCAUUAAUAUAGAGACUGGAGUUCUCUACGCUCAGCGAUCAUUUGAUUAUGAACAGCACAAGGAGUUUCAAAUCCAAUUAACUGCUAAAGACAAAGGAACCCCAUCUCUCAGUAGCAAUACAACAUUAAUUAUACACAUAGUUGAUCAGAAUGAUAAUUCACCAACGAUCUUGUAUCCAUCACCAGAAAAUGAUGGCACUGCUUUAUUUGAGUUGGUUCCCUUUGCCUCUAUAAAAGGCUCUUUAAUAACAAAGGUGGUGGCAGUAGAUGCUGACUCAGGACAUAAUGCUUGGCUCUCUUAUAAUUUGCAAAUGUCAGAACCUUCUCCCUUCAACAUAAAUCGGAAAACAGGAGAAAUAAGAACAUCACAUGUCUUUGAACAGAAAGAUAUUUUGAAAUAUAAGCUGGUGGUUUUGGUGAAAGACAAUGGUGUCCCAUCUCUGACAGCAACAACAACCUUAAGUAUAAUUAUUGCAGAUUCUUUCCAACAGGUGGUUCCCAAAUUCACUAAUCAACUCAAUGAUGAAGACUCUCCACCUAACUUACAAAUGUAUUUAGUAAUAGCUUUAGCUCUGAUUUCAUUUUUAUUUAUUAUAACUAUUAUGUUGCUUAUAAUAUCCAAAUGUAAGCAAUCAAAAUCCCCUCCAGCUUUUGGAUCUUUCAGUACCAAUCUUUAUUCUCAAGUUGACCCUAGAAUGCUUUCUCAAUAUGACAAUGGGACUUUACCUUAUCCAUAUCCAUAUAAUGUAUGUGUGGCUUGGGAUUCAAGUGAAAGUGAAUUUACUUUUACAAAACCAAAGAAGGAUGUCCCUACAGAUAACCUCAUUGACGCUGAUGACUCUGGACUAGGAAAUGAAAAAUUGCCCGAGCCAUUACCUUCUAAUAGUCUUGAGAAGGUGAGUGAUUAUUAUUGGACCUAA